Molecule: messenger RNA, 1792 nt
Organism: Metopolophium dirhodum (rose-grain aphid)
Lineage: Eukaryota; Metazoa; Arthropoda; Insecta; Hemiptera; Aphididae
Product: protein AAR2 homolog
Exons: 6
Coding region: 180-1298 (372 amino acids)
Biological process (GO): spliceosomal tri-snRNP complex assembly
Source: RefSeq, a predicted model, not a curated record
UUGAUAGUAUUAUCAAUUUUGUCAACAACACGGUUAUGACGUCCUGUCUACCAUGUAUAGAUUUUUAAAUGUGUAAAGUUUAAAUGUUUACAAGUUUAAAUGUUUAAAGUAUACAACUAAACACGUCUUACAACACAACGUCUACCAUAUAUAAUAUUGAAUUGAAUGAUACAUCGAUCAUGGAUCAAGAAAGGGCCAUGAAACUGUAUCUGAACGGUGCGACAGCGUUUUUUCUCGACAUACCUUCGGGCAUGGAAUUUGGCAUCGAUAUGAUGUCCUGGGCGACUGGUGAUAAAUUCAAAGGAAUCAAAAUGAUACCUCCUGGUAUACAUUUUGUGUACUACAGCGCCACUGAUAAGUAUGGUAAUACAGCUCCACGUUGUGGAUUUUUUCAUGGUUUUAAAAAAGGUGAAUGUCUUGUAAAAAAGUGGGAUGCAAACAAUGAAAUUUUGGUAGAUGUACCCAGAGUAGAAAUAGUACAAUACAAAACAAAUACCUUAUAUUUUGAUGACUGUUUGGGACCAUAUCCAUGUGAAGAACUAUCCAAGUGGAAUGGUUUGUCUUCACUACUCACUGAAAAUUUAAUACACAGGUUAUGCCCUGAAACAAAAUUAAUCAGAUCGGCAAUGGAGUUAUUUCCUACAUCGGUUAAGGAAAACACAAAAAAAAGAAGAAAAUGGGGUCCUAUUAGAAGUGAAACAGAUGUUGGAUAUGAACAAUUGCCCAACUUAGUGCCGAAAGAAGAAAAUAAAAUAAGAUUUACUGAACCUCCGGAGUGUCAUUAUCCACCUGGUUCAUCACUUUCUGAAAUCACUAAAUAUUCACUUGAUACUUCAUACAUACUCGAUUACAUGGCUGAAAAACAUGAUAGUAAAAUAGAUUUAUUAGCUGAACUACAAUUUUCCUAUAUUUGUUUUCUUCUUGGUUUAAGUUAUGAGUCUUUUGAGCGCUGGAAGAAGCUGUUUCAAUUAUUUUGUAUGAGUAAAGAUGCAAUUGCACAGGAUCAAAACUUUUUUGCAAAAUUUUUUAUAGCAGUACGUCAUCAACUAGAAACAAUACCUGAAGAAGGCUUUUUGGUCGACAUUGUUGAAAACAAUAAUGUUAUUUAUAAUGGUCUAAAAGAAUUAUUUAGAACAUUAGAAACUUGUGAUUGUAUACUGGAAGAUGAUCUUAAAGAUGGCACGAUUCAAAUAAAGAGAUUUUUGCAACAAAAGUUCGGUUGGGAAUUCAAUGGGUUAGAUGAAGAGGAUGACGACGAAGCCCCUGUUUUUGUGGACUGUACUGAAGAUGGAUUUUAAACUUUUAAUAUUGGGAUCUCACCAACACAUUAUUACUUUUAAUACAACUUCUUAGUUUUUAUAACUUUAUUAAAAUUAAUAAUAUGAAUAUAAUUUAUUAUGUCCUAAAAAUAUGAUAUUAUAAAAACUUAAAUCAACUAUUGAGUUAUUAGUUGUUUCUCUUAAUAUCCUAAUAAAAUAAUAUUAGUUAAAUAUUUAGGUAAGUACCUAUCUUAUUAUGUAUAUACUGCAGGCAUUUAAUAAUAUACUAACAUAAAUUAAAGCUGAAGAGGUCAUGGCACUCGGUGAAUUUAAUGAGAAAUUAAAUCUUGGUGUUAAUUUUUAAUUGUUUUUUAUGUGUAUGUUGUGUAUUGGGAUUCAUUGAUAAUAUUAAUAAAUAAUAAUUAUUAUUGUUAACCUGUAUGUAAUAUUAAUAUAACAUGAUAUUUGUUACAAAUAUGCAUUUGUCAGUAAAGAAGUAUACCUGUUUUGUCAUGUAUCAUAUAUUCACACUA